Coniosporium apollinis CBS 100218 is the source of this 1995-nucleotide messenger RNA. RefSeq lists its product as uncharacterized. The transcript has a single exon. The record is from RefSeq and is a predicted model, not a curated record. Lineage: Eukaryota; Fungi; Ascomycota; Dothideomycetes. Bases 1 to 1995 code for a protein of 664 amino acids.
AUGCCGCCUGUGCGACCUCACGUCUCCAUCACCCUUCCCCGAAACUUCACCUUCCACUAUGCGGACGGCCAAGCUCCUCGCACGCCUGAGCCAGAGCCCAAAGAAGAAGACAUAGGGCCGCCAGCACCUCCUCGACAGACGUUUCGACUACGGCGCAAACGGGCCGCUAUACCGACACCCGACACUCUCGACUCUGCCCCCCGCGAGCAUUCCAUCCCUACGAUCGAGACGCCGGAUCCCGCCUCUCAAGAGUAUCUACCUCUGCCUGAAUUCAAUUCGGGCAUGUCAAUAGAGUGCCUUGCGCCAGUGACGCCAUUGAAUCGCCCCAUUUCUCCGCCGAAGACUCCUGUCGGACAGAUUGCUGAAUACGCCGGAGCCCGUGCGGCGAACGACGACUGGCACAUGACUGACGAGAGCUUUCCCGGAGAGAGCAUCAGUCGUCCGUCAUCCGCUUAUUCCAGCAUAUCCAACUCUUCCAUGUCGUCCCGUGGUAGCGCGGACUCUUUUCACUCACGUGGCGGUAGCUGCACAAGCCCCGACAGUGAUACCGCUGAUCCGUUCAUGUUCCCUACAUUCAAGUCUAGCACCGCUAUGGUCACGUCGCCACUGGACCAAUCCUUUGACCAGCGACCGAUGAAACGGUUGAGAAUACGGAGAACUGCAAGUUGGACAGAAGAGAUGGAUAACCAUCUCUGGAUCAUCUAUCUGAAGUAUCUGCAGGAUCCCACUGUCACGCCUUUCAAGAUGCUGCCUGGAACUGCACCGCCUCUUGGUGUUUGCCAUCGCGUCGCUCGCGAAGCCAAACGCAGCUGGAAAGGUCCCAAGCAUGUUGUGUCGUUGCGAAACGCUUCAUGUCUUCACCCUCGACGGACGCAACGCGCAGGCUCACCUGAUACUCUCAGAGCGCCGAAGAGCGGAAGCAACACGCCCACCAGAGCGCAGAUCGCCGGGCCGUAUGCACAAUGGCCUCGUUCAGAGUCGGCAACCCGACGACGGCUGAGGCAUCUCUGCAAGCGUACGCCAACGCUGUCAGCGCACUAUCAACGCUUGCUGCAUGGAAGGUCUCCAUCACCUUUCUCGUCCUCCUCUCCACACUCGAAGUCGGAUCCAAAGGAAGAACCUGUGAUCCCUACGUCACCAAGCACGGCCUCAGAGCCACAGUCUGCAUUCGCACGAGAUAUGCAUAUCUCAUUGGCCACCAGCACUGCAGCGUCCAUGCAGCCUGGCGGCCCUCUCUCUCAGCUUGCGAGUGACAUCACGCCCCGUCCAGCGCGCAGCCGGUGGGCUACUGAGCCCCGUAGUCGUUUAGCUGCGCACCAGAAAGGGCAGUCACUCCAGCUCGAAUUUGGGUUCGAUGGAAACCAGGUGCAGCGACAGUCACGCACCCUUGGCUCCGCAUUCAGUGCAGCUCCGCGCCGUCCCCCAAUCAAUACCAGCUUCUUUCAACCGCAGACGCAGCCGGAACAGAGCGAACUCCCAGCAUCUAGACUGGAGUCACCGUUGCAGCUGCACGCGCCGGCGCCGUUGCCGAGAUCGUUCAAGCGCCGCGCUCAUCACCAAUUGGAGGAAUUGCUGAACCCGUCGAGCCCUACACAUCGACGCUCCGGUCUGCUUGAAGAGCUGUUUGGCCCGCCUGCUGAAAUCAGCCACCGUCGGGUACGAAGUCGCGGCUUCAGCUUUGGCGAUGCAGGUGACGGUACCUCGGGUGCUCAGCGUCUGUCGGCUCUAUUUGAGCCCCCUACAGAGAGUCAUUCCGCAGCCCUCAGUGCGUCGAACCCGGGGCCCUCGGGAGAUACCUUGAUGCUCCCUUCGCCGGCGGACCACAUCCGACGUCUCGCUUCUCCAUUCGAGGAGCGAUCUCACCCUGCUACCCAGUUCAAUACCUUCCCUCGCAACUUUUCACACUCGACCAGCUACGACCCGACUGCGUCCUUCAACAGCGCCUUCAGCCAGCUCGCCUCCAGUGAUCCAUUCACGAGUCCCAUGCAAGGCUGA